This is a messenger RNA of Elaeis guineensis (African oil palm), 1983 nucleotides long. The record is from RefSeq and is a predicted model, not a curated record. NCBI's taxonomy places the organism in Eukaryota, Viridiplantae, Streptophyta, Magnoliopsida, Arecales, Arecaceae.
AUGGCCAAUGAUGGUGGAUGCAACAAGAGAUCUCUCACUAUUACACGUGUUAUGCUGAUUGGGUUCCUCUUAUGCGUGGGAGACAUCCCCUUCUGCCUCUGCCUAGGCAGUGGAGAUGGCUCCAAGAUGGGGGGCAGCAGCAUAGAGAGUGAAAAAAGAGCUCUCCUUACCAUCAGAGCAGAUGUCUAUGACCCUGAUGAGUGGCUCUCUUCUUGGACGGGCCAAGACUGUUGCCAAUGGAGGGGAGUCGGCUGUGACAACACCACCAGCGGCCAUGUGGCAAAGCUUGAUCUCAGAUUCCCGUAUGGUUAUGAACUGAUUUAUGGAACUGAAUUCCUUGGACCAAGUAAGGUAAGUCCUUCUUUAUCAAGCUUGAUACAUUUGAGGUAUUUGGAUUUGAGCAUGAACAACUUCUCUGGCGCUCCCAUCCCCGAAUUUAUUGGUUCUCUCAUGCACUUGGAGUACCUUAACCUCUCCAAGGCUUGGUUUGGUGGACCCAUUCCUCUCCAGAUUGGAAAUCUCUCGAGCCUGCACUAUCUAGAUCUUCGGGGUGGGUACAUGUUUUAUGAUCAAGUGGGUAUGUACUCUGAAUAUUAUGCAAUAGCUCUACAUGUCAAUGACCUUCAAUGGCUCUCCCGAAUCAUCUCUCUGCAAUACCUUGACUUGAGUUUCGCCAACCUCUCAAAAGCUUCAAAUUGGCUUCGUGAGAUCAAUUUGCACCCCUCUCUGUCAGUCUUGAAAUUAUCUUCUACUGGACUACCUGGUAUUCCUUCUACUCUACAGCAUGUAAACUUCACUUCUCUCACCAUGCUUUCUCUCUCUCACAAUGCUUUUGAAUCUACCAUCCCCUCCUGGCUGCUUAAUAUUAGCAAUCUUGUUCGACUCGAACUCCGUGCUUGUUACUUUCAUGGGAGCUUAUCAAAUGCUGUAGCUAUGCUGGGGUAUCUCAACCAUUUGAAGAACCUGGAUUUCUCUGAGAACUAUAUUACUGGGGGCAUUUCACAAUCUUUGCGGAAUAAUAAAUACUUGGAGCAUUUAGAUUUAUCUGAAAACCAAAUUACUACUGCAGAAAUCUUGGGGAAUCUUAGCCAACUGAGGCAUGCACUUGGAUACUUGACUGAGGAGCGCUUUUCCAACCUCACAUCAUUAGAUUACUUUGAUCUGUCUUACAACUCCUUGACAAUGAUCCCAAGUGAUGGUUGGAUUCCUUCUUUCAAUGCUUCUUAUAUCUAUAUGACCUCUUACCAUUUGGGACCUAAAUUUUCGGCUUGGCUUCAAACACAGGCACAUCUGAAAUCAUUGUGGCUAGAUGAAACUGGAAUUUCAGACAAGAUUCCAUCAUGGUUGUGGUAUAGGGAUAUUUUUGAUCUCAAUGUAUCCCAUGAUUGUAUGGAAGGACAGCUACCACGUUCUUUGGGGAGCCAUGUUGAUACAUCUCUUGAUCUGAGCUCCAACUGCUUUUCUGGUCCAAUACCUUAUCUGGUGGCUGAGGUCAUAAUUCUCUCCAACAACUCUUUUUCUGGACCUACUUCCUUGGACUUCUCUGAAAAGGUUCUUGACCUCUCCAGUAAUGAGUUAUCUGGAGGAUUUCCAGACUGUUGGAGAAAAUUACAUCAAGAAAUCCUUGAUGUACCAGAAAAUAUGAGAGUAGAAGAUACGACUAGCACAAUGGCAUGUCCUAUUAAGCUCCAAUCUUUGCACGUGAGAAACAAUCGCUUAUCUGGUAACUUUCCUUCCUUCUUGAGACUCUGUACACAAUUGGUUAUUCUUGAUCUUGGUGAAAACAAAUUCUCAGGCAACAUACCCAUAUGGAUUGGAGAAAGCCUCUCAUCUCUAAGAGUUCUACAUCCAAGAUCGAAUUCUUUUGAUAGUAAUAUCCCGAUGCAAAUAUCUAGUCUAUCGUCUCUUCAGGUUUUGGACUUGGCAUACAACAACUUCUCAGGAAAUCCACCAUCAUCCUUCAGAAAUUUUACUGCAUGGUAA